AUGAGUCUCGAGGGUUUCACGCAGAAUGAACUGCAGCAGCUCCAAGCCAAAAUCGCCCUGCUCAAAUCCCUCAACGAGACCCCCACCUUCCCGACCGAGAACCGUCCACCUGAAACGGGCGACGGUGGUCAUGACCUACCACCCCGAGUCUUGAGCUUUCACCAGGAGAAAGCACUCGCGGAAGGGUUUGCGUUUCUCGCCAGCACGACCGACGACGCGGGCAAGGUCAUUGCCCUUUGCAUCGAGGAGGGCCAAGAUCGAAAGUCGAUGAAGAUCGUGUUGGCCGUGAACAAUGGCAACAUCAGCGAGGUAUCGCGAGGCUUCCGAAAGAUCGCGGACAGCCUUCAAGCAGUGGCCCGGGAGGGACCAAAGGGUACUGAUGAUCCCCUGCCUAUCUCAUCGCAAGCGGUGCGCUUGAACCAGAAUCGGAUCCUGUGCCGAUUGCGAUCGCAGCACGGGAGCUCCAGAGCCAGGAACAGCCGACUGAAGGCUGACCGGCCGAAACCCAUCGACUCGCUAAUGCGUGUGGCAUCAAGCACACCGAGAGGCGACGGCAUCAACCCAGAUCUGUUGAAAGCGUUCCAGCAAGAUGUGCACCAGCUACAUUCUCUUUUCGUGCGACGGGUACAUAACUCGUGUAUCUUGGGAACAGCACUCGAACUUACCGACGAAAAUGUCAGCACCAAGCAGUACCUGAGACGCAUAGUUGUCAAGUUGGCCCGCUACAUCUCUACCACCGCAUUCCUGGUCCAGUCAGCUACCCGGCGAACGGUGUUUGCCCACAUUCACAUAUCAGUGGUCAAGGCUCAGGUAUUGCGAAUGCAGCCCAUCCUCCAGCCAGAUCGCUUCGUCACCGGAUUGUUGAGCGACGUGUACGGAUCCGCGCGCGUUCAAAGCCCUCUUUCUAAAUUGAGAGCUCGCCUCGGACGUGAGACGCUCAACCACGCAGCUUUCUGCAGCAACGUCUCGUCCAAACCGUUUGUGGUCCAUGCCGAAGUCCAGAUCGUGGCUCAUUACGAGUCGCGAGAUGCCGUUCUGCCACCGAGGGUUAUUUGCUCGAGCAAGAAGGCCUGCUUCCUCUGCAAUCUUUUCAUCGGCCUACAUGGAAAGUUCUUUACGCCAACCAGCCACGGCCGGGUCUACGACACCUGGACUCUUCCCGCGGAGCAGCCGAUCGCGAACGCAUCGCAAAGUCACACGUGCAGUGAUGAACUGGCGAGGGCAUUCCGACGGCUCAGCACUGCGAUCGGCGAGAUGGUCGCGAAAGAGACCUGGUCACGUGGAACCCGCCACGCCCACCCCAACGAGAGUCUGAUUUUCCCUACACCCGUCGCGUCUGAGAUAGUCUUGAUCCAUCCUGUGGCCGACAAGCAUCCUGUAGGCGAGAUACACCCCGUGGCCGAAGCAAUCGUGGACUCGGGAUACGAAGGCGAGGAGCAGAAAGCACAUUUGCCUCACCCACAGGCCGCACAGCUGGACGUCUCUGCCACCAUGUCAACAGCUCCCCUUAUCGGUCCCGUACAUGAUGAAGAAGACCGCGCGGCGCCCUUGCCUACGCCAUUCGCGGAACUCAACCGGGCGAAGAAAGCCAGACAACGCACGAGACAGGUACCGUACACCAGGCUGGUCAAAGGAGAGCCUUUCUCGUUUGAACUGUCUCCGAGCUCGCGAAUGGCCAAAGCCAGCACACCCCGCCUCCACCUGGCCUUCUCGCAUGCUGUCUGGUCCUCGAGGAGCCAGACCUCACUCACGGGUUCUCCACUCAUGGAUUCCGACCUGGAUUCCGAAGAUGUCGUUGCUACUUCAUGUACGCUGAAGCUGACAUGGCUCCCGGACUCGCAGAAGCUGGAGGUGGGAUGGCCGGUCGUUGACUUCGGCGUCGUGCCGCCUGGGUCGAAAUCAGCACUUGAUCGACAUGCUGGAUCCGGUCACUUUUAUAUCCGAAAGACAUCGGAUACGGUGUCUGUGGAAACGGUCUAUGAGCUGGAGAACUGA
Drepanopeziza brunnea f. sp. 'multigermtubi' MB_m1 is the source of this 1995-nucleotide messenger RNA. The record is from RefSeq and is a predicted model, not a curated record. Lineage: Eukaryota; Fungi; Ascomycota; Leotiomycetes; Helotiales; Drepanopezizaceae.